Molecule: messenger RNA, 267 nt
Organism: Aspergillus lentulus
Lineage: Eukaryota; Fungi; Ascomycota; Eurotiomycetes; Eurotiales; Aspergillaceae
Source: RefSeq, a predicted model, not a curated record
AUGAAAAUCGGACAAAACCGCGAGGGGGCCGGCUUGAUGGAACUGACCACGGGAAAGACGCACGUUGGACGCAUGUUGGAUUUGUCUCGGUCUCCCCCUAAAAUACACGAAUUCAUCACGGCCUGCUCGACACAACAGGACAUAAUAUCGCCUCAAGACCAUUCACUGCAGAGCCUCAAUGAGAUGGCAGACGGCCGUUGCUUUAUGUUUCCUGGUAACGUGUGUAUAGCAAAGCUCGAGGCCUGGGAACUCGACUUGAAGCGGUGA